This is a messenger RNA of Phacochoerus africanus (Common warthog), 845 nucleotides long. It is a transcript of the gene IMMP1L, whose product is annotated as inner mitochondrial membrane peptidase subunit 1. Gene Ontology annotation, cellular component: mitochondrial inner membrane peptidase complex; membrane. Bases 250 to 750 code for a protein of 166 amino acids. Lineage: Eukaryota; Metazoa; Chordata; Mammalia; Artiodactyla; Suidae. The record is from RefSeq and is a predicted model, not a curated record. The transcript has 7 exons. Gene Ontology annotation, molecular function: serine-type endopeptidase activity.
CUGAAAAGUGAGCUUACGUCAGGACGGUGGACUUCUGCGAGGCCCAGGUGAAAAAGGGACGCCUGAGUCCUGGGUGAGAGUCUUCCCGGGUACUUUGGGGCUAGAGGAAUCCUGAAACCAUGGAUCACCUAUAUAUGCUUUGAGACGUGCUUUAGAUUUUUUUUUUCUGGAAGCCCUGAAGCUACCCUAAAAAUUGAAUGUAUUGUUGCACAGACCUAUGGCCAAUGGUGGCAGAGUCUCCAUAGAACUAUGCUUCGUGGUGUUCUGGGAAAAACCUUUCGACUUGUUGGCUAUACUAUUCAGUAUGGCUGUAUAGCUCAUUGUGCUUUUGAAUACGUUGGUGGUGUUGUCAUGUGUUCUGGACCAUCAAUGGAGCCUACAAUUCAAAAUUCAGAUAUUGUCUUUGCAGAAAAUCUUAGUCGACAUUUUUAUAGUAUCCAAAGAGGUGACAUUGUGAUUGCAAAAAGCCCGAGUGAUCCAAAGUCAAAUAUUUGUAAAAGAGUAAUUGGUUUGGAAGGAGACAAAAUUCUCACCAAUAGCCCAUCAGGUUUCUUUAAAGGUCAUAGUUAUGUGCCAACAGGUCACGUUUGGUUAGAAGGUGAUAAUCUACAGAAUUCUACAGAUUCCAGGUACUAUGGACCUGUUCCAUAUGGACUAAUAAGAGGACGUAUCUUCUUUAAGAUUUGGCCUCUGAGUGAUUUUGGAUUUCUGCGUGACAGCCCUAAUAGCUACAGAUUUUCUGAUGAUUAGCAAGCAUUUAUUCUUUUGAUUUGAUUAUUGUCUUCUAAGUGAAUUUAUUAUUGUUACUGAAACCAUGUACUUACUAAUAAACUAUUUGCUAUUCA